Molecule: messenger RNA, 2092 nt
Organism: Electrophorus electricus (electric eel)
Lineage: Eukaryota; Metazoa; Chordata; Actinopteri; Gymnotiformes; Gymnotidae
Gene: scai
Product: suppressor of cancer cell invasion
Biological process (GO): DNA-templated transcription
Molecular function (GO): transcription corepressor activity
Source: RefSeq, a predicted model, not a curated record
UACUGGGCACAACUAGCAAACCAUCGAUCGCAGUAGUCACAAAUACACCGGCGAAAAUAGCCAUUGUUUUCUGUGGGAGAGACAGCUGACUGAAUUGAGUGUAAAUGACGGAGCGAGACUACAUUGGAUGUUCAGAUUCGCUUAAGAUUUACAUAGCCGCGCCACCUAGAAACGGUUUUCUUGAGGACCCCAAAGAGAAGAUACCGUUCGCAGGUUCAGCAGAGCUAGAAGUGCCGCCAACGUGUUUUUACAUCUGUAUUUAAGGAAGGCAGGUCCGUCAGACGACAGCCAUCAUGUCAGGCGUUGGAGCGGAAGAUGACAUCCCGCUUGGCGAGAGGAAAACUGUCACAGACUUCUGCUAUCUCCUGGACAAGUCUAAACAGCUCUUCAAUGGACUGAGAGAUCUCCCUCAGUAUGGGCAUAAACAAUGGCAGUCUUACUUUGGCCGAACUUUUGAUGUCUAUACCAAGCUGUGGAAGUUUCAGCAACAGCACAGACAAGUGCUGGACAACCGAUAUGGCCUGAAGAGGUGGCAGAUAGGGGAGGUGGCGUCUAAAAUCGGCCAGCUCUACUACCACUACUACCUCCGCACCUCAGAGACCAGCUACUUAAACGAAGCAUUUUCCUUCUACUCAGCCAUCCGCCAGCGCUCCUACUACUACCAGGUCAACAAGGAAGACAGGCCUGAGCUGGUAGUGAAGAAGUUGAGGUACUAUGCCCGUUUUAUCGUGGUGUGUUUGUUGCUUAAUAAGAUGGACCUGGUUAAAGUUCUGGUAAAGGAGUUGUCAGAGGAGAUCGAGGAGUACACACAGCGCUUUAACACAGAGGACCAGCUAGAGUGGAACCUUGUACUGCAGGAGGUGGCUGCAUUUGUGGAGGCUGACCCAGUUAUGAUCCUGAAUGAUGACAAUGCCGUAGUGGUCAAGUCCAAUCGGCUGCAGGAGGGGGGCGUACCCCAGUUGGAACCUGGCAUGGUGGUUGGUCAGCUCACCUUGGCUGACGCCCUCAUUGUUGGCAACAGUAACAAUCAGGUGAAAUUCAGCGAGUUGACCAUCGACAUGUUUCGUAUGCUGCAGGCCCUGGAGAGAGAGCCUGUGAACCUGGCUACACAGAGCUCCAAACCAGGGACUCUAGAGCCCAGUGAAAAGCCAGCCAAACGGGAGAACCCUCACAAAUAUCUUCUGUACAAACCCACCUUUAGCCAGCUGUACACCUUCCUUUCUGCCUCCUUCAAGGAGCUGCCGGCCAAUAGUGUGCUGCUGGUGUAUCUGUCUGCUACUGGGGUCUUUCCCACUGGACGUUCCGAAUAUGAAGGGCCUUAUGACUUUGGUGGUGUUCUAACCAAUACAAACCGUGAUGUGGUCAACGGUGAGACGGUGCAGAAGAGGAACCAGGCACAGAAAGAGAUGCACUGUCUUCACCCAGGAGACCUGUAUCCCUUUACCAGAAAACCCCUGUUUAUCAUUGUAGAUUCAUCCAACAGCACAGCCUACAAGAAUUUCUCCAAUCUGUUUGGCCAGCCAAUGGUGUGCUUGCUUUCACCUACCGUAUAUCCAAAGAGUAUGCAAGACCAGUCUCAGCGUGGGAGCAUCUUCACACUCUUCCUCUACUGCCCCCUAAUGGGCUUCCUGUCUGUCUGCGGUCUGACUAGUGCACGCCAGGGGUUGUGGGAAAAGGCCCAGGAGUUCUUGCAUAAAGUUUCCCAUGACAUUGGGCAGAUGCUCACCAGCUCUCGAGCCCUCGACCAGGCCUUCUUGCAGUUCUACGGUGACGAGUUUCUGAGAUUGCUGAUGAUUCGUUUCGUCUUCUGCUGCGCCACUCUGCGCCUGCACAAGCUCUUCCGGGAAGCUCGGAGUUUCCCUGAGUCCUACCCACAGCUGCCUAAGCAGGAGCUGCUGGACAACAGUGUGCUGCAGAAACACAUACUGGAACUGGCUGCCAUGCUGGACGUCCAAAACCUCUUCACCGAUGGCAUGUUGGACAACUAUUGACAACAUGGUCAAUAGCCUACGUUCCACAUGGUCACCAAACUACAUUCCUCUCUUUCUUUUUUUUUUUUUUUUUUUUUCUUUUUUUUUUUUCCUCUCACUUU